AUGCCGCGCAGCAAACGGGACACCGGCGUCGAACCAAAAACGAGAAGCCGUACUGGCUGCUGGCCAUGCAAGGCGCGUAAGGUGAAGUGCGGCGAAGAGCGUCCUGUAUGCACCAACUGUACAAAGAACGGAGAAGUCUGCGAUUACAGUAUCCGGUUGAACUGGGGCGGCCGCAGCAGGAAAGACAAGGAUGGCACGCCGACCGAUGGCGGUUUCACCUUCAUCAGCAGUCCCACUGGAAGCGCCGCAAGCGGCAAUGAGCACGAACACGUCUUUUCAGCACAACACAUUGCUCAAAUGGCUUUCGAGCCUCACGGUUACUACGCCGAACCGGUGCUGAUCCAUAUCCCUCGCGCCCUAGAGCCAUUGCCCGCGGAGCUAGUCGAGAAUCAGAUGAACCUGCUCUACUUUCACCAUUUCAUCAACCACACUGGCCGUAUUCUCCAUCUACUGCAUCUGCUUUUGGCCUUCUCCGCAUCUCACCGCGCGAAACUACUAGAUCACCCCGAGCCGGCGAAUCGCAUCGCUGGUUGGAUGUCAGACGUGAUCCCCGCCCUGCGAGCCGCACUCGAGCCGCACUCCAUACCUAGCCCCACGGACCCCUUGGACCCUGCUUCCCUCGCUCCCUUGGCGACAGCAAUCAUGUUGGCCUCGUUGGAAAUCGUGACCCCAAACACAUUUCCCGUGCGGAUAUCAUGGCAACAGCAUUUGGAAGUGGCGAAGCAGAUGAUUGUUGCCCGGGGUGGUCUGCAUCAUCUUGCACAUUCGCGCGCGGACGGAGCCCGCGACAAAGCCAUUUUCUUCCUCUCGCGUUGGUUCGCCUACCUGGAUGUCCUCGGAAGCCUAUCUAAUCGUCUUCGCUCGCCCCUCUUUGGGGCCUAUCGCGAGGAUGGUGGUGGCAUGUGGCUCGUCAACCGUGAUGAUACUGAGGUCUACCAGAUCGACUGUUUCUUCGGCUUUACGGGACGCUGCAUCGCCCUGCUGGCGCAAGUCGCUGAGCUGGCUGCACAAUGUGAUGCAGAACGCAUCGAUCCCGCCACCAAUACUGUGCGGCUCAACUGGCAGCCUGAAUCUCAUCACCGCACCGCUGCGGAGGACCUCCAGAGUCGCUUGCACGCCAGCGCCACGGCCCCAUUCCGGGGUUGCAUGCAUGCUUCGAGCCCUGCUGACCUCUCCCUGGCCUCUACGCCCACCCGCGCUGCCGAGAUCUCCGCCACCAAUACGGCGUUCCAUCACGCGGGCCACAUCUACCUCUCUCGCCGCGUCCUCAACCUGCCAGCAUCAGAUCCGCAAAUCCAAUCGCGAGUCGCGCUGAUCAGGUCGGCGCUACUCUCCGUCCGCCGCGGCAGUUCGGCCGAGAGCUGUCUCAUCUGGCCAAUCUUCGUCGCGGGGUGUGAGAGCAUCAGCGCGGAGGACCGCGAGGUCUUCGAGGAGCGGUUACAGGGCGUGGAGGGAUGGGGGAUGCCGCGAGUCCGAAGGGCUCGGGAGCUCAUGCGGACAGUCUGGGAGCAAGGCGGGAACCUACAUGGUGGAGCUCGCUGCGGUUGGGAGAUGUUGGCAGAGGGGGAAUUCUUCGGCUAG
Messenger RNA from Dissoconium aciculare CBS 342.82, 1581 nucleotides. RefSeq lists its product as uncharacterized. Lineage: Eukaryota; Fungi; Ascomycota; Dothideomycetes; Mycosphaerellales; Dissoconiaceae. The transcript has 4 exons. Bases 1 to 1581 code for a protein of 526 amino acids. Gene Ontology annotation, cellular component: nucleus. The record is from RefSeq and is a predicted model, not a curated record. Gene Ontology annotation, biological process: positive regulation of transcription by RNA polymerase II. Gene Ontology annotation, molecular function: zinc ion binding; DNA-binding transcription factor activity, RNA polymerase II-specific; transcription cis-regulatory region binding.